Condylura cristata (star-nosed mole) is the source of this 1035-nucleotide messenger RNA. RefSeq names its product developing brain homeobox 1 (gene DBX1). The transcript has 4 exons. Gene Ontology annotation, molecular function: DNA binding; DNA-binding transcription factor activity, RNA polymerase II-specific. Gene Ontology annotation, biological process: regulation of transcription by RNA polymerase II; cell differentiation in spinal cord. NCBI's taxonomy places the organism in Eukaryota, Metazoa, Chordata, Mammalia, Eulipotyphla, Talpidae. The record is from RefSeq and is a predicted model, not a curated record. The coding region runs from base 1 to 1035 and encodes 344 amino acids.
AUGAUGUUCCCCGGCCUCCUCGCGCCCCCCACCGGGUACCCCAGCCUCCUGCGCCCCACGCCCACCUUAACGCUGCCCCAGUCCCUGCAGUCGGCAUUUUCCGGCCACUCCGGCUUCCUGGUGGAAGAUCUGAUCCGCAUCAGCCGGCCUCCAGCUUAUCUGCCCCGCAGCGUGCCCACCGCCAGCAUGUCGCCGCCUAGGCAAGGGGCCCCAGCAGGGGCUCUCACAGACACUGGGGCCUCAGAGCUAGGCUCCCCGGGCUCGGGCAGCCGAAGGGGAGGCUCCCCUCAGACGGCAGUCUCCCCUGCAAGCGAGCCCACGUUUCUGAAGUUUGGGGUAAACGCCAUUCUCUCUUCUGCGCCCAGAACUGAAACACCCCCUGCCUUGCUCCAGAGUGUCCCUCCCAAGACCUUCGCCUUUCCCUACUUUGAAAGCUCCUUCCAGCCUUUCAUCAGAUCUUCUUAUUUCCCAGCGUCCUCCAGCGUGGUUCCCAUCCCCGGUACCUUCUCCUGGCCUUUGGCGGCCCGCGGCAAGCCUCGCCGGGGCAUGCUCCGUAGAGCGGUGUUCUCCGACGUGCAGCGCAAGGCUCUGGAGAAGAUGUUCCAGAAACAAAAGUACAUCAGCAAGCCCGACCGCAAGAAGCUGGCGGCCAAACUGGGCUUGAAAGACUCACAGGUGAAAAUCUGGUUCCAGAACAGACGCAUGAAGUGGAGGAAUUCCAAGGAGCGCGAGCUCCUGUCCAGUGGGGGCUGCCGCGAGCAGACCCUUCCCACCAAACUCAACCCGCACCCGGACCUGAGCGACGUGGGCCAGAAAGGCCCGGCGGACGACGAGGAGGAAGAUGAGGGCCGGGGUAGCCCCCGCCACCACCUGGCUUAUCACGCCUGCUCGGACCCUCGACACCUUCGGGACUCGAGGCUUCAAGGGCCGCUGCCCACCUCGCCGGCGCAUUCGAGUAGCCCAGGCAAACCUUCGGACUUCUCGGACUCGGAAGAGGACGAGGAGGGCGAGGAAGAGGAGAUCACCGUGUCCUAG